Molecule: messenger RNA, 5079 nt
Organism: Baudoinia panamericana UAMH 10762
Lineage: Eukaryota; Fungi; Ascomycota; Dothideomycetes; Mycosphaerellales; Teratosphaeriaceae
Exons: 1
Coding region: 1-5079 (1692 amino acids)
Source: RefSeq, a predicted model, not a curated record
AUGGCGUUGGUGAAGGUGAUCAUACAGGUUGGCAAGAUACAAAAGCCUCACGUGCCGUCCGCAUACGGCCAGGGACAAGAGCUCAAGCGUGACGAUAUCCAGUUGGAAUUCGAUUGGCUCGCUAACCCGGACGAUACUGUGAAGGACAUUGUCGAGGAGGCCUGGACGACGCUGGCGUCCGACUACGGCUUCCCAACGCAAUUCGCCUACAUAAGCGCCAUUACCCAGUCCGGACGUUACCUCGCUGCUUCGAAGUUUAAAAUUGGCGAUUACAUCAAGGCGAGCUUGGAGGGCAGAGAAGGCGUCAGGUUAACCGCGGCUGAAGAGGACAAGCGACGCACAAUCACCAUCCAUACGAGCCGCGCUGAUAGAGAUGCGACGCUGCCACCGACCUCAACAUGGCGUGGACCGAAACGAACCCUGGACCAGAUCUCGCUGGCCGAGGAGCGCGAGUGGAAGCGCUUUAAAGAGUCCAAUUCCUUUUCCGUGGACAGGCAAGUCGCCCCUGCCGACUCUGACCGACCACUCGAGUCGCGCGACCAGCGGCCUGAAAGUCAUGGCAGCGGCCGCAUACACACUGGCCGGCUUGAUGCGGAUGGCUUCCGCGUUCCAGCACUACCGGCGGCGAAUGGUGCUCGUGCACGCACGGAGCUUCUGGCUCGCAGUCCUCGCCCCUCUGAAAACUCGCAGUCUCGACGUGGCAAUACGCUGAUUCCAACACCUGUGUCGCCCGACGACGAGGUGCCAACUUCCGCACAGCGACCGCGUCAGAAGUCUCUGACCUUGUUCGCUGAAGAUGCCGCGCAUAGCCGGCGACACUCGUCAACAACACAGCAAAGUCACACAUCAGCACAGCGUCCACGCCCUUCUCUGCAAGCCCAGAAUCAACGUGAAAGGACUGCGGACUUGCAACAUCUUGUGGACGAGCAGCUACUCACUGAGAGCGGGUUUGACGAGAUUGAGGAGUGUGAGAAGGAAUUCGAUGACCCUGUUGAGCUGGACGACGACGCCAUGAACGUCAACGGCCGUCCACAUAGUGGACUGCGGGGAUACGACGACCACGACGAUGAUGAGCCUCCACGACGGCCAAUAUCAUGCCGCUCCAACGCAUUUGAACUGAUGCGCAGCUCACAGUCUGGCCCAACGCAGCGGAGUUCUCCGCUCAACCGCGUGCCACCCAAGCAGCAGCCAGCAAAGCAGCAGCAAGCAAAGCGCGCGAAGAGCAGGUCAUCUCAGCCGUCAGAUCGUGCAACUUCAUCCGGCGUUAGAAGUGUCAAGUCUACCGUGGGUUAUGACAAGCGUGCGCUCAACGGAGAUUGGACUAUGAAUGAUAUCAAAAAGCUAGCGAAAGGUAUACGGGAAAGCUUAAAAACGAAGGAAAUUCUGAGCAAGUACAGCAUCCCGCGUACCGAGAGUGGCGCCCGUAACAAGAAGGACUGGAUUAAGACGAACCGCCCAGAAUGGCUUAGACCGGACUUCGUUGAGCCGCCAGACUUUUACGCCAACGUCAUUACUCUGCCGCUCAGCAGUGGGACGUCAACCGCGUCUCAAAAGCCCAAUAAAUCGCACCCGCGAGAGGGUGCCACGGACGCAGCAACUGCAGCUACCAAUACGGUUGUCGAGAAUGCGGUGGUCACAGCUGGGGAGCUCACACAGCGUGUCCAUGCCACGGCCCAGUCGGCGCCUAGUGAAAAUGAGCCCGCAAUCACCGCAGAAGAGCCGCUGAUGGAGCAACCCGCGCACCAGGCAGGAGCGUCCGUGAGCAACGCCAUCCCACUCAUGGCGAAAAUGCAGCAGCCCAGCCAGCAAGCUGAGCCAAAUCAACCGAGGCAGACGCCGAAAAGCCAACACAAGCGCGUCCGUAGUGCAGCUUCGCUUACUGUCUCACGCACUAAUCAAGCUGCAGUACUUGCGUCACUGCAAGACCCUCAGAGGAUGUCAAACACAACUGGCAGGCAGUCUUCCAUUACCGACCACAUCGGACGUGACCAGGGUGCAAGGCCAAGAUCGAGCCAGGGCGCUCGCAGCGCGCAAGGUACUGACCAAGCUGCACGGCCAAGCUCAAGCCGCAGCGUUCGUGACCAGCAAGUCACGGCUGGUGGGCGUACACGCACUUUGCGCAGCGAGUCUGACGGUCGCCGGGGUGCCCGCCGUAGCGAAGCUUCGCUCGAAAUCCUUAGCCUUUCUACGCCGGGCACGAAGAGCGAUGGUACCCGCAACAAACGCGAGCUCGCGCAAACCAAGGAAGUAAUUCCAGAUGCAGAGCGCAAUGCCACUGAGAGCGCAUCGGAGCAGGUCAAGGCAGGCGCGCAGCCGGGAAGAGCCAUGGCCUAUGGUGAUGCGAAGGUCAUUCCGGAAACGCAGGAGGAUGCUGUCCUGAACGCCGAUACAUAUCCGUGUGACGAUAAGAUCGCAUACGAACAUGCAACGGACUCUGAAGCAGCGGUUCAAUACCGGCAAGACACCACUUUACCCGCGCCACAUGUGCCAAUCUUGGUCAGUGACGUGGACUUUGACGACUAUCCAACCGUUGCCAACGGACACCGCAUGAACGACGAAGACCGCGAAUAUUUUGCCACACACGAUAUGCCCGAGCUUGAGCGCCAGCUCGCCAUGCAGCUGCAGGAUAGCACUCCGCAUCAGCGCCCAGCAAGACCCGUGCCCGGCGCUAUUCGGCGAGCCGACUGGGUCCACGCUGGUAUGACCAACGAUGAGAUUCGUAAGAGGGUCCAUGAGGAGUCGCGCGAUAUCGUGAGUGAAGAACUUCGUUACGAGUUCAACAGGACGAAGCGAGACUAUCUCAACGUACAGCAGAGAGAUCCGCCUGAUGCCACGAAGCGACUGGCGCGCCUUGGUAAGGAGAUCGAGGGCUUGCGAGAGGUGCUGCUUCAGAUGGGCGCCGUACCAGCUCCGCGACCAUUCACCAUCACCGCUAUCACCCGAAACAGCCAGACCAAGCUCCCCUCAUCUCCGAGGACCUUCGAAAGCGCGGUUGAACGGCAGGACGAAUCUGCGUCGGGAACUACGGAGGAGCUGCUUGCCACUCAUCUUGAUACGGUGGACAUGACACACCGUCGUCCUCUUAUGACUGAUGCGGACUACGCCAUGGAGAUGAUAGACGACCCGGUCGUUGCAAAUUCUAAAGUUCACAUUGCUGGCGAGAAAUCAGAAGAUGAUGAACCGGAUGCGCCAACUCACGUAUCUCUUCUGAAGGACACAAACAUUCCGGUGGUCGCCGAAAUUGACGAAGAUGGCGAUGACCUCGAGGCAGAGUCAAAGCUGGAUAUCCCAUCAUCGGAUGUGCGGCGCAGGCUGCUAGCUUUGGCAAAUUCUUCACCGCAUGUAAUCCCACAUUCGGAUGACGAUGACGAGUCGAUUCCGGAUGAAAUACCUUGUCGAAUGAAGGAGCGACGAAAGCCGGAAGAGACCGCCAGAUGUACCGCAGAUCAACAAGCCCAACCACGGCCGCAGCCUUUCUUGACCACUGAAGUCCACGCAAACCGGACACAGCAUGCUGUCACAGAGCCGCAAGCUAUCGCCAGUCAGCAAGCUCAUCCCAGCCAGCCGGGGUUCCUUAACCAGCAUGCUCAGCGUGGACAUCAAACGAACAGUCGGCCCGCCCGAACCCGCCGCCCGUCACUAUACGACAUACCUAAUGCAAUCCCUGCUCGCACUCAGCGGCGGGAAAGAGAGCAGGCCGAGAUCCGGCGACAAAGCGGGUUACGGCCGCAAGACGAGCAAGGUACUCACGCGGCACUCCCUACUGCUGCUCAACCUGCCAACGUAGUAGCAGUGCCUCAAGAUCAUGUUCCACGUGCAGCGCAGCGCCAGCUGACACGCCAGCCUCAACGUUUACACAAUGAUCCUCACACGCGGCAUCCGAAAGACGACACAGGAAUUCUGAGAGCUCAUGACGUUGAUUAUCCACCCGCCUUGCACAGCAGACAGCCCAGAUCAAAGGUCGUUUCACAAGCGCGGCGCCUUCAGCAGGCCGCUCGAUCGUCAUCAAGCUCAGUUGAGCCGAUGCCACCACCAAACCUUGAUGCAGACGCCCCAACUGAACGCGAUGUCACUCAUGCGUUCAAUCGCCGGUUGGUCGUUGGCAACGCCAACGGAACCGCGCCGACCGAGCCUUCGGAGACGGGAACGUCACAGGCAGCGCCAAUUUCGAACCCGCAACCGGCAACAUCAGCAACCGAAGCGUUGCAGGCACGCCGCGCAGCACGGUUGCAAAAUGCGUCAAAGCUCCCGCACAAAACAGUCCCUCAACGUACGCGUCCGGCAACUUCACAUGGUCAGUCACCUCACAUUCCAGCCCUAUUAGAGAACAACUCUGACGAUACUGCUCACCCGCAGUUUGAGCAACAAAAGGCGCAAUCCGAGCCACCUGUAUGUUCGAGCGAGCUGAUACCCGCUGUGAUGAACACGCAAACGAAGGCGUUCGAAUUGGAUGGUGCGGAUGAAGUUGAGCUUGAGCAAUCCGGGCCAUCGGCCCCGCAGACAUUCGCUAUGAUCAAUACCGGAACGAAGACGGUCAGCCUUGCCGUCGCCAACGCCGACGCGGAUGCCGACAUUAUUGACAAUGCGAUGGACUUCGAGCUCGACUUCACGGAAACUGGCGCACCAGUUAUUGUGGCGAAGCAGGACGAUAAAGCGACAAUGGCAGAUACGGCCAUGCACGACAUAAACGGCACCGCUGCCUUGCAGCCUCAAUGUCAGCGUGCUGCAACUGGCGAGCCCACACCUGUUGACAACCACAAAUUGGUCGAGACUCGGAAGAGGAUCAAGCGGAAGCACAAGCCGGAAGUCAAGAACCGCGAAUCCGUCCGGAAAUCGUUGCUGUUAAGGGCUGAGUGCCUGGCGGCGCCAUUCGCACAGUCUGCAUGCGUUGUUAAUCUGGAUGGCAACGCUAAUGUUAAAGCAGCCACUCUAAGACAAAGACCGGAGAAGUCGAAAAAGACGGAGGAAAUUGGGGCCAAGCGUGAAGACGUUGUUUUGUCCAAGAAGCUGAGCAAGAAGUCGAGGCGCAAGGCCAAUGCGCUGGCUAGGCGACAGAGCCAAGCGACUUCGAGUGUUUGA